CUUCGCCCAGGUGCAGAAACACUCGAGAUCGUAUCCACCGUGGUUCCUGAGAUUUCCUUUCAGAUAAUACGUACCACGAGCAUUGUCCAUGGCACAGUCGAGCGAUUCAGCCUUUUCCUCGCGUGGCAGCAGCGCCGCAUUAUCGGCAAGCACGCCCCUCGCACUCUUCCCCGAGCGUCAGAUCCGCGCGUCGUUCACGGAAUCGACGGUCCGCGUGUACCAGGCGUACAGCCGCAGCAUCGCCGCUCCCGCAUCGCAAUGCAACCACUUCGCGUCCAGCCCGGGCUUCAAGCUCGGGCGCAUGACGUGGAUCAAGCCGUCCUUUUGCUGGAUGGCGUACCGCGCGGGGUACUCGUUAAAAGACGCCGGGCAGGAGCGAAUCCUGGCCAUUGAUCUGAAACGAGAGUGCUUCGAUCGGAUACUCGAGUCAGCAGUGCUCGCGAAGAACCAGGGCGACGCGUCAUCGAGCGCAAACCGGAGUCAUAACGAGACGCAUUGUAACGAGGGAAACCGUCCUGACAACAGAAAUUCGAUGAAUCCCAGAAAUUCCAGCCAGGUUGUGGUGCAGUGGGAUCCGGAGCGCGACGUGCUCUUGAACCGCCUGCCCUAUCGCUCCAUCCAGAUCGGUCUACGAGGCGACGCCGCCUCGGCGUACGCGCGAGGCGAGUACAUCGCGCGCAUCGCUGACGUCACGGACGUGUUCCGCGAGGUGCAGCGGCUGGCCGUGCGCGAGGGGAAGGUGGAGGACGCGCUCCGACUGCUGCCCGCGGAGGAAGAGUACCCGGUGGAGUCGCGGUCCGUGCGAUCCGCGCUGCACAUGGAUGCGCCGCACACGGAGGAUGUCGCGAUUCGCGGUGCGGAGGACUAGCCGUUGACAGGAUUGAGGGUAGUGGAAUCGUAGCUGGAUGCACUAAAAGGAGUCACUUGCGGUGGGAAUAACAUACUGAGGGCACGUCAUGAGCGCUCAUUUCCCCUCAAAACCUUACCCAACCGUUUUAGGUUUCUAACAAACCUCUUUCAAACAGCACGCGCCUUACUGCACUGGACGCUUCGGACAACCCGUGAGUGAAAUGGUUUAGAUUUUUUACUAGAGGGGAUGUUGGUUGGCAUGAAGUCUACGGUAACUAAUUAUUGAAAAGGUCCCUUAUUACACGUUCCCCAACCACACACCUGUACGGGGUGACAAGCACCUGAGGGAAUGCAGGAGGAAUGAGAGGGAGGGUAUCCAACAAUUUCCUGCUGGUGCCGGUACCCUGUUGCUGCACCGCUGGCUGAUCCACCCACCACCGGCAUGUCAAACAUGUGUAUUUGUCAU
Messenger RNA from Closterium sp. NIES-67, 1315 nucleotides. The record is from the annotation of a GenBank genome assembly. Lineage: Eukaryota; Viridiplantae; Streptophyta; Zygnematophyceae; Desmidiales; Closteriaceae.